Molecule: messenger RNA, 904 nt
Organism: Ctenocephalides felis (cat flea)
Lineage: Eukaryota; Metazoa; Arthropoda; Insecta; Siphonaptera; Pulicidae
Product: trypsin-3-like
Exons: 4
Coding region: 37-843 (268 amino acids)
Biological process (GO): proteolysis
Molecular function (GO): serine-type endopeptidase activity
Source: RefSeq, a predicted model, not a curated record
AACUGGAGUUCAUUUCGACUUUGGCACUGAUUCAAAAUGGCAUCCAAAACUUUAUCUAUUUUGUGCUUUUUGGUAUUGUUCUACCUAGUUUCGGAUACCGAAUCCUUUAUCUUAAAGACCAAUAAAACUGAUGAGAAGAUCGUUGGUGGUGAGGAAAUAAGCAUAAAGAAAGUUCCUUAUCAAGUAUCAUUGCUCCAUUUUAAUGGACACGUGUGCGGCGGUGUGAUUCUGACUAGACAAUUUGUCCUGACAGCGGCUCAUUGCUUCAUGUUCGUCUACAGCCACGAAGAAGUCAAAGUACGUGUUGGCAGUUCUGAAAUAAACCAUGGAGGAAUGAUAUUUGAUAUUGAAUUCUAUGCUCUUCAUCCUGACUAUCCAGAAGACCAUGAUGACACAUCUGAUUAUGACGUGGCUCUUGUUAAACUUGCAUAUCCGCUUAAGUUUAGCGAAGACAUCCAACCGAUCAUGAUGGCUGAAAAGGACUACGAACCACCAGCAGGAACCAAGGCUUAUGUGUCUGGAUGGGGCAGAACAUCGUUCGGUGGUCAAUUGUCUAAAAAUCUUAGAGGAGUUGAAUUAGAAAUAAUAGAUCUAUUCGAUUGCUUCCUUUCUUACAUGGAUAAAGUAAACGUAUCCGAAAGGCAAGUUUGCGCUGGAAUCCCCGUUGUAGGUGGUAAAGAUUCUUGCACUGGAGACUCGGGUGGCCCCCUUACCAUCGAUGGAGUCUUGGUCGGAACUGUUUCUUAUGGCGAAGAUUGCGCUAAAGCAGAAUAUCCUGGAGUUUAUUCAAAUAUUGCUGAAUACAGAGAUUGGAUUGAAGGACUUAUAAGAGUUGAGUCAUAAAUGAUAUUUAUUAUUAUAUGAUGAACUGUAUAGUUUGAAUAAACUACUAAUUUAAGCUCAA